Molecule: messenger RNA, 1386 nt
Organism: Seminavis robusta
Lineage: Eukaryota; Bacillariophyta; Bacillariophyceae; Naviculales; Naviculaceae
Source: the annotation of a GenBank genome assembly
AUGUUUCUCUACCAACUCAGAGACGCCAACGGAACGAAACAAUCGGACGGAAUCUUUAACAGCAGCAGCCUCAACGAGAAAGGCGCUAUCGACCAAGACAAGAAAGGCAGUUUGACCAAGAAUGUGGACCUAAAGACCGAGGAAGCCGACAUAACAAAACAAGCGGGCCGUGGCAUCACUGGUCCUGACAAGAAAGAUACCAUCUACCAACACGCUCUUGGACUGGUUAUUGAAGAGCGGAAAGAAGAGGCUGAUAGAGCCAUCUCUACAACCUUUUUCAACGGUCUCCUCCAAGAGGGCUUGUACCCACGUGUCUAUCCCCUACAGGACAUGUUCCUUGGACCAGCCACCCCACAUGUAGCAAAUCGAACCAAUCAUGAGCUCGUCUUUAAAGCAGAAGCUCUCAACCAGACCCAAGCUGUUUGCCUCUGGUUCAACACGAGCAGACAAGGCCAUUUUCCCCACUUGAUGCAAGAGCUGUUGAGGUGCUUUUCCUGGUGGCAGGCGAACCAACAUCAACAACCCGUGUUCGUCCGUAAUGCGGUGAAAGGGAAAAGACCCGUGGGAUACGGCGACGAUUUCCUUUACGUCUUGAAGAAAGCCUUUGGUGUGCAGGUGGUUGAUUUGCUGGACGAUUUGCCCACCAAGCAAGAUACCCGCUAUGUUUACACCAGCGUCAACGAAUACCCACAGCCACCCCAUCUUUCGCAGUUGCCAUGGUUUCAGAUGCACAAUCUACAGGAUGCGACACUGCUACGGAAGGAAACUCUCAAUCUCAUGCGAAAAGAAAACAGAGUGCUAGAAGGGAAUCAAUUAGGUGGUUGUCCCGGAGAUGGCAGUCCAUCAUCCAAGAAACAACCAAUCAUUGCAUUCUUGAACCGAAACGGACCGCGCCAUGUGGACAAUUUAGGAGAGAUUUUGGAGUCUCUAAAGAAGACCAAAGUGCUGGGUCAUCCCUUGGGUUUGAUGAACAUUCACUACUUCUCGUCGUUUGACAAACUGACUUUCUGGGAACAGGUGGAUGUCAUGUCAAAGGUGGAUAUCAUCGUUGGGCCUCAUGGCGCGCAGCAUACCAGUGUGGCAUUCUUGCCAGCCUGUGGUGGCUUGUUGGAGCUGUUUCCCAUGGGAUACCACUAUCCCAAAUAUUUUGGAACCUUGGCCAGAACAACGGGGCAUUAUCACUUUCAUUUGUACACUGGAGGCACCAACAUUGAUGCCGAACUGAACCAGCACAUGAUGACAUUGGAGGGUCGCAAAACGGCAAGGGAAUCCCACCUAGCACCCAAGGCUGGGCAGGUACUGAAAGGAGUACAUCAAUUGACAGAAAGAUGGCAGACCUGCUGCGAACGGCGACUCAAGGGAGAAACCGUGGAGGCACUGUUUUGA